CGCCCUGCGCCCGGGGCCUCCUCCGCGCCAGCCCCUCCCCCGGAGGGCCCCGCCCCCUCGAUGUUCCUCCUGGAAGCGCCGGCGGCGUGUGCACGCAUGAAGCGCGAGCUGUGCGCCUCGGAGGUCGCCCCCGCGGCGGCCGCGCUCUUCGCCUGGGGUGCAAAUAGCUAUGGGCAACUUGGCCUUGGCCAUAAGGAAGAUGUGCUUUUGCCCCAGCAACUGAAUGACUUCUGUAAACCCAUGGGUGUCAGGAGGAUCACGGGAGGAGGGGGCCACUCUGCAAUUGUGACAGAUGGAGGAGGCCUUUUUGUUUGUGGCCUGAACAAAGAUGGGCAACUGGGGCUUGGUCACACAGAAGAUGUCCUGUAUUUUACCCCCUGCAAAUCCCUCCUGGGCUGUCCCAUCCAACAGGUGGCCUGUGGCUGGGAUUUUACCAUUAUACUCACAGAAAAUGGCCAAGUUCUAUCAUGUGGAUCCAACUCCUUUGGCCAGUUAGGAGUUCCUCAUGGACCUCGAAGAUGUGUGGUUCCCCAGGCCAUUGAGCUCCUGAGAGAGAAGGUUGUUUGUAUUGCUGCUGGACUGAGGCAUGCGUUAGCUGCUACAGUGAAUGGCAUUAUGUUCCAGUGGGGGACUGGUCUGGCAUCAUCUGGACGACGAUUGUGCCCUGGGCAGCCUCUCCCAUUGUUUUUGACAGCAAAGGAACCAAGCAGAGUGACAGAUGCAGGAGAGGUGUAUGUUUGGGGAAGCAACAAGCAUGGGCAACUGGUUACCGAGGCUGCCUUCCUUCCUAUGCCCCAGAAAAUAGAAGCACAUUGUUUUCAGAAUGAAAAGGUCACUGCAGUCUGGAGUGGAUGGACACACCUGGUUGCUCAGACAGAAACUGGCAAGAUAUUUACCUGGGGCCGAGCAGACUAUGGUCAACUAGGGAGGAAAUUGGAGUCUCAUGAAGGCUGGAAACUAGAAAAGCAAGAUUCAUGCCUCCCCUGCUCAAGACCACAGAACAGCAUGCCUUCAUCUCUGCAUUGCUUAACAGGAGCAACUGAGGUCUCUUGUGGCUCAGAGCAUAAUUUGGCGGUAAUUGGUGGGGCCUGUUACUCUUGGGGCUGGAAUGAGCACGGCAUGUGUGGAGAUGGCACUGAAGCCAACAUCUGGGCCCCGAAGCCCGUGCAGGCUCUGUGGUCGUCACCAGGACUCCUUGUGGGCUGUGGGGCUGGCCACUCCCUGGCCCUCUGCCAGCUGCCAGCACGCCCUGCACCGGGCCAGGAUCCCAAGGUCACCUACCUUUCCCCAGAUGCCACCAAGGACACUGAAUCUCAGGAAACCACCAACAAAGAGAGAAACCAGAAGGGAAGACAAUCAGAAACUUCAACCCAAAGCCAAUCUGACAGGUCCGGAAAUGGGGGACUGUAAUAGAGAACCUUUAAUAAAGUGGCUUUUCCCACCAAAA
Molecule: messenger RNA, 1447 nt
Organism: Propithecus coquereli (Coquerel's sifaka)
Lineage: Eukaryota; Metazoa; Chordata; Mammalia; Primates; Indriidae
Gene: SERGEF
Product: secretion regulating guanine nucleotide exchange factor
Exons: 10
Coding region: 61-1410 (449 amino acids)
Source: RefSeq, a predicted model, not a curated record